GUCCUUUGGACACUACCUGCAUACAUCUAUACACGCUCACAAAAGCUACCUGCCUUCUCAACCUAACUCAUCCCUUUCUCGCAUCUCACCGACGUUACAAUUCGGCCUACUUCGCGACGAUGUUCACUCUUUUCCUGAAGGCCAUACGAAGGGCCGGCGUGGCCAUGAAGAAGAAAAUUCGACCAAAAUUCGGACGGCAUAGUGCUCCGAUUAUAGCCACUGCUUCGCAGAGGCUCGGCUGCAUCGACUCUCAGAUUACAGCUGUGAGAUCACAAUUUAACACGAACGACAAUGAGGACGAUGAACUAUUGAUCCUCACCAACCUGGACCGUCGCGCACCGACCAUGGCCAUUGCGGCUGAGGACAAGGAUGGUAGCUUCAAACACGUGCCUAUUCGUUACGGCUACGGCAUCGAGGGGUGCCUGCAAUCCGCUGAGGAACUCUCGCUUGUUGGUUCAGUUGCAGCCUCUCUUUCCCACAUCGACGGCUGGAACCACGAUGUUCAUGUUGAGGAAGAUGACAAUGAGCAGUAUGCAAUGGCGGAAAGGUUUUCCAUCAAGUCGUCGGUGAGUGGCACGUUCGACACACUCGCGCUCUUCGCCUCGAGGUAUCAUAAUGACUAACCCACGUCUUGAAGGAGCAUGGCAUCACUAAGGGCAACAUCGGCAACAACGGCCCGGUUGAGACGCACAGCACCUCGGACGACUGCAACACUGACUCCGACGAGUCAGGUCUCCCCUCUACGCCGCUCUCCCCUCUGUUCAGCUUCCCGGCCACGCACCUGGACCGUGACACAAAGAUCAGACAUUGUG
Messenger RNA from Laetiporus sulphureus 93-53, 812 nucleotides. RefSeq lists its product as uncharacterized. The record is from RefSeq and is a predicted model, not a curated record. NCBI's taxonomy places the organism in Eukaryota, Fungi, Basidiomycota, Agaricomycetes, Polyporales, Laetiporaceae. Bases 120 to 623 code for a protein of 167 amino acids. The transcript has 3 exons.